Triticum aestivum (bread wheat) is the source of this 3975-nucleotide messenger RNA. Its product is annotated as pentatricopeptide repeat-containing protein At1g18485. The coding region runs from base 22 to 2364 and encodes 780 amino acids. Lineage: Eukaryota; Viridiplantae; Streptophyta; Magnoliopsida; Poales; Poaceae. The record is from RefSeq and is a predicted model, not a curated record. Gene Ontology annotation, molecular function: protein binding; RNA binding. The transcript is spliced from 6 exons. Gene Ontology annotation, biological process: RNA modification.
CCAAUCCCCAACCCCUGUGCCAUGCAGCAGCGCGCUCCCGCCGAGCGCUCCACAGCGGCGUCCCUGCACGCGCACGUCCUCCACCUCCACCAAUGCGGCGCCGCCGGUAACCUCCUCCGCCGCGCGCACGCGGCCGCCCUGACAUCCGGCGCGCUGGCCGCGUCCCUGCCCCUCGCGGGCGCGUUCAUCCUCUCCUACGCCGCGGCCGCCGACCUGCCCUCCUCCCGCCGCCUCCUCCUCCACCACCCGCUCCGCCUCCGCUCGGCCUUCCUCUGGAACUCGCUCUCCCGCGCGCUCUCCUCGGCCUCCCUCCCCGCCGAGGCCCUGCGCGUCUACAACCUCAUGCUCCGCUCCGCCGUCCGCCCGGACGACCGCACCUUCCCCUUCGCCCUCCACGCCACCGCGGCCGCGGCCGCCGACGCCGCGCACGCGGCCAAGGGCCUCGAGCUCCACGCCGCCGCGCUGCGUACGGGCCACCUCGCCGACGUCUUCGCGGGCAACACGCUCGUCUCCUUCUACGCCGCCUGUGGCUCCGCCCGUGACGCGCGCAGGGCGUUCGAUGAAAUGCCCGCCCGGGACGUCGUCUCCUGGAACUCCCUCGUAUCCGCGUUCUUGGCCAACAGGAUGUUCGAUGAUGCGAGGUGGGCGUUGGUCGGUAUGAUGGGGAGCGGGGUCCCUGUGAGCGUGGCGAGCUUGGUCUCGGUUCUGCCUGCUUGUGGCGUGGAGCAGGAGCAGGGGUUUGGGUUGGCUCUGCAUGGACUGGCGCUGAAGACCGGGCUGGACUCCGUGCUCAAUCUCGGAAAUGCAUUGGUUGAUAUGUACGGGAAGUUUUGUCAAGUGGAGGCAUCGAUGCAGGUGUUUGAAGUAAUGCCAGAGAGAAAUGAGGUUUCUUGGAAUUCUGCCAUAGGUUGUUUUCUUAAUUCAGGGCUUUAUGGAGAUGUGCUGGCCAUGUUUAGGGAAAUGUCAGAGCGUGGAGUCAUGCCAGGGUCUAUCACAUUAUCAAGUCUGCUACCUGCUUUGGUUGAGCUUGGUUAUUUUGAUCUGGGGAGGGAGGUACAUGCGUAUAGUAUAAAGAGAGCAAUGGACUCAGAUAUUUUUGUUGCCAAUUCACUUGUGGAUAUGUAUGCCAAACUUGGUUCUCUGGAGAAAGCCUGCACUGUUUUUGAAAAGAUUGAGGUACCCAAUGUGGUGUCAUGGAAUGCAAUGAUCGCUAACCUUGUGCAAAAUGGAGCUGAGACUGAGGCAUUCCGUCUUGUUAUCAAGAUGCAAAAGGAUGGGGAACGGCCAAAUUCGAUAACCCUGGUGAAUGUACUUCCAGCCUGCUCAAGGAUGUCCUCUCUAAAGAUAGGGAAACAGAUCCAUGCAUGGUCGAUCCGUACAGGAUUAGUAUUCGACUUAUUCAUAUCAAAUGCUUUGAUUGAUAUGUACGCGAAGUGCGGGCAGCUGAGCUUGGCGCAAAAUAUUUUUGACUUGUCAGAGAAGGAUGAUGUGUCAUACAACGCGUUGCUUCUGGGUUAUUCUCAGAGUCCAUGGAGUUCUGAAUCUCUUAAUCUAUUUAAGGAGAUAAGGUCUGCGGGAAUCGAGUAUGAUGCUAUUUCUUUCAUGGGUGCUCUGACUGCAUGUACCAAUUUAUGUGCAUUUAAACAAGGGAAAGAAAUUCAUGGUGUUUUAAUAAGGAGAUUACAAAGUAAUCAUCCCUUUCUGGCCAAUUCACUGCUAGGUUUGUAUACUAAAGGUGGAAUGCUUGAUACUGCAACAAAGAUCUUCAAUAGGAUUACAGAGAAGGAUGUUGCUUCAUGGAAUACCAUGAUCAUGGGGCAUGGAAUGCAUGGCCAAAUUGAUGUUGCUUUCCAUUUGUUUGAUCUGAUGAAGGAUGAUGGUGUUGACUAUGAUCAUGUGUCUUACAUUGCAGUGCUGUCGGCAUGCAGCCAUGGUGGGCUUGUUGAGAAAGGAAAACAGUACUUCAGUCAAAUGCGUGCCCAAAAUUUAGAGCCACAACAAAUGCAUUAUGCUUGCAUGGUUGAUCUUCUUGGGCGUACUGGACAACUGACUGAAUCUGUUGAACUAAUCCUAGACAUGCCUUUCCAUGCCAAUUCCGAUGUGUGGGGAGCACUGCUUGGGGCUUGCCGAAUACAUGGAAAUAUUGAAGUAGCACAAUAUGCAGCAGAACAUUUGUUUGAGUUGAAGCCAGAGCAUUCGGGUUACUACACACUGCUGAUAAACAUGUAUGCCGAGGCUGGUAGGUGGAAUGAAGCAAACAAGAUCAGGAAAUUAAUGAAAUCCAGGAAGGUACAAAAAAAUCCAGCCUAUAGCUGGGUACAGAGUGGCAACAAGCUACAAGCUUUUCUUGUGGGGAAUGGUUAGCUCUGCCGCGAUAAGUUUAAAUUGACUGGCAAUAUAACAGAUGGUGAACUUAUAUGGUGGAAUGCGAUGAGGAGUGCAAUGACUUCUAGAAGACCGUAGUCGUCGAUGGGUGCACUGUAUGACCUGACAAGAAUCACAUAAAGAUGAGCAAUAUUAAUUGGCACUACUGCGGUCUACAUAUCUUUGCUAAUGGAGUUUAGCCUAGUAAUGGAAGAGAAGUUUACUCUGGUUGUAGCUUGGGUCCGAACGUGUUGAAGAUGUUGCCAAUCACACAGCUUCCACUCAGUGAUAGCCACGAGGAAGGCGAGAAAUGAUCAUGGAACAAAGCAAAGAGUGACAGCCUGACAGAUCCUGCAAGGUGCAGUAACAGAUGAUAAGCUCAGGUGCUUGGUAGGGAGACAUAUCAAGAUAUUGGCAAGGAGUUUGAAGCAAUCUCUAAUUGAAAGAGUGGGAAUGGAAGAGUGGAGUUUCAUUCGGGUUUGCAAGCAGUUAUUUCUUUGUGACUGACUCAGACUGUGAGUCAUACACUGGAAUGAGUGACAGUGAGGACCAAGAAGAAUCUGAGUUCAGGUACAGGCGUACAGCGACCAUGCACAGAGCAUCUUGUCAAAGCUUGGACGGUAGCAUCGGUCAGUUGGGCCGCAUUGUUGGGGUUUAAAGGCAUGUGGACUUGGAGACAAACUCAGCUGGUGAUAUAAUACAAGAUGUCAACACCAAGCAGCUUUCAAGAGUAGCAUCCUCUGUCUCUGGUGACUGCGUGGUUAUGGCACCAGGGAUUGGAUGGGUGAUCACCGUUGUGCUCAGUGAUGGGGUGGAGUGUGAAAUGCUGUUAAGUGUUAAGAAACUCUGAGGCACUGAAGCACAUUCGUCCGAUCAUCUUUCAAGAUGCACCUUAUUUUCACUUUCCAAGUCAACGUGUGAGGAUUGAUUGUCCAUCCCGCCGCGUCCAAGUCAGCAACAUGGUGGGCAAGUCGAGAUGACGGUGUUGUAUCAUUUAUUGGAUGUACUGCUGGGUGAGGUAUGUUUUAGGGACGAUGGUGGCUCUAAUCUCCAGUUCUUGUCGUCAUCUUUACAAUUGGUCAGAAGUACUUGAAGCUGAACUCAUGUCAAUGAAAGAAGGCUCUCCAGUUGUGCAAUCAGCAUAUUGAUAUUGAGUCGUACUGCAAGGAGGCCGUUGCUAUGAUCAAAAGCAGAGAGGAGAACAGGCCAGAGUAUGCUUUUAUUAUCAGAGAGAUCAAUAUCAGUUUGGGGAUGCGAUUCUUGCAUUACUCGUAUUCGUCGGAGCACAGGCAAUUUUUAGGUUGCAUGCAUGACCGAACAGCUGUUUGGUUAUGGUUCGGCCCAGAUGAUGUUAUGGAAAUUGCUGGACGAGAUUAUAACACUUAAUUUUGAGCAAUGCAAGAAUUAGCUCUGCCCCAAAAAAACAUGAACUUCAUCAAGUUGAAACUUUCAUCUAGAUACCACGUGUACCGUCCGAACCAUUUUUAAACUGUGAAAUGUGGGGAACUAAUGAUAUUUUUUUUUCUAUUCUAUUCUAUCUCAAAAGUGAUUAUGUAUAUUUGUGACGCAGCGUAUAGCUCUUCAUAUCCCACCGUGGUAAUCCCGAGUUUG